Salvelinus fontinalis (brook trout) is the source of this 3702-nucleotide messenger RNA. Its product is annotated as lipopolysaccharide-induced tumor necrosis factor-alpha factor homolog. The record is from RefSeq and is a predicted model, not a curated record. The transcript is spliced from 8 exons. Lineage: Eukaryota; Metazoa; Chordata; Actinopteri; Salmoniformes; Salmonidae. Gene Ontology annotation, molecular function: zinc ion binding. Bases 2201 to 2719 code for a protein of 172 amino acids.
CUCUCUUACAGGGUCAUAAUCUUCCUCUUACAGGGUCAUAAUCUUCCUCUCUUCCUACGAGCUCCAUCUGCAUUCGUGAUGCACACUGCAGCAGUGAUGGAUGCCGCGGUGUUCUGAUAAAGGAGGUCCGACCUGAAUCCCAGGGUUAAAAUACGGUUCCGGAAGGGCGUUGGGAAAUGCCCACUCUCUGUUCAACCCAGUGGAACUCUUUUUCCCUUUGAGGAGUUUACAAUAGCGAAGUACAGUUAUACAUUGAUAUUGUGUACUGUUAUUGUUAAAAUAAUGCUUGUAUUUAACGUUAUCAUUAUUGUAGAAAUGUAAAAAUGGAUGGUUUGCAGACUUGCCUUGGAGCUGGCCACUCCCCUUAUAGUCUCCGUGGAACGUCCCACCAAGCCUGGAUGAUCCUGAUCAACUCCACCUCCUGUGGUACACAAACACAACCAUCACGUUAUUUUCAGAUUGGUUUCUAGUGAAGUAACGUCUAGGCAACAUUUAGUAAUGAUACAAGUAUUUAGGUGAACUAGAGCAAAGACAAAUCAAUAUUUUUUUGUAUCAUCAGCAGCUCCUCUUCUACGUGGUCACUGUUACCGACAGGUUAGGUUAUCCGUGGCGAUGGCGAACGGGGUCUCGGUGGCGUCCAGCGCCUUCAACAGCCUCCUCUUCUGCCCCAGGAUGAGGUCUGUCUCGGCCACCAGCUUUUCGAUGUGCCGCUGCAGCUCUGACUUCCAGAAAUGGAUAUGCUGCAGUCUCUCGCCCAGGUGCCGCGUCCCCUCAGCUUGGGUGUGCAGAGUCCCAGCCUCGGUCUCCUUAUACAGUGUUUUGGACUCCUCUGGUGAGGUGAAUCCUCUGCGUUGUUUCAGUCUGUAACCACCUGGUGAAGGGUAGAGAAAGGCUUGAAGUGCCAUUCCUCCGGGAUGCCAUUCCUCUGAACGGUACCCCGCGGUAGCCAAGCCGGAGGAGGGAUACAAGUGUAUGUGGGCGAGAGGCCACUCUAAAAGUGUGCAAUGCCACAGAUGUCUCAAGUUUUGAGGGAGCAUGCAAUUGGCACGCUGACUGCAGGAAUUAUCACCAGAGCUGUUGCCAGAAAUUUAUGUUAAUUUCUCUACCAUAAGCCACCUCCAACGUUGUUUUAGAGAAUAUGGCAGAAUGUUGAAUAACCACGCCAGUCCAGGACCUCCACAUCCGGGUUCUUCACCUGCGGGAUCGUCUGAGACCAGCCACCCAGACAGCUGAUGAAACUGAGGACUAUUUCUGUCUGUAAUAAAGCCCUUUUGUGGGGAAACAAAUCAGUCUGAUUGGCUGGGCCUGGCUCCCAAGUGGGUGGACCUAUGCUCUUCCAGGCCCAUCUAUGGCUGCGCCCCUGCCCAGUCAUAUGAAAUCCAUAGAUUAGGGCCUAAUGAAUUUAUUUAAAUUGACUGAUUUACUGUAACUCAGUAAAACUGUUGAAAUUGUUGCAUGUUACGUUUAUAUUUUUGUUCAGGAUACAUUCUCAGGUAACAACAAAUGGUGGAUGGAUGAACACACACACUUUUCUAAAAUGUAUUCACAUGAAAAUAGGCCUGUGUUAGGUGUUCUAAUUACCUUUUUUCCAAACACCAAUGGACCAAUGUUAGUUAAGUAAUAUCUAGUCUGCAGUACGUUCUAAUAGUCUAGCUGAAGAUGACUCAUCUCACCAACAAGCAUAUUUUCCAACCACAACGUUGUUUUUCGAGAACUAUAAACACAUUCAUUCACCACAGCCACAAUUUCCCCUCAAAACACACACACACACACACACACACACACACACACACACACACACACACACACACACACACACACACACACACACACACACACACACACACACACACACACACACACACACACACAAACACUGAUUGACCAACAGGUGUAGUUAUUUUCCAUCAGGCUUGUGUUCACUAUUCAGCCACUUAAGAUAACGUUGUUACCUCAUCUGCCUCACACCUUCCUCAUUCCUCCCUUCUGUGUGUGCUCUCGUUCUCGCUCUCUUUCCUGCCUGGUUCACUUUCUCACGGUCUCAAGGGAGUAGCAGCUCUGAUCUUUAGCUCCACACAGUCCACAGUACCUCGUCUCCUCCAGGGCUCCAGUCCACAGUACCUCAUCUCCUCCAGGGCUCCAGUCCACAGUACCUCGUCUCCUCCAGGACUCCAAAAAGACAGUAUGGAGAAGAGCCAGUAUGGACCCCCGCUGGAUGCGUCUGCUCCCCCCUACCCCUACCCCGGCUACCAGGGAAGUGGCGGGGGAACAGCCUACCCCCCUCAGCCAGGCUACCAGGGAAGUGGCGGGGGAACAGCCUACCCCCCUCAGCCUGGCUUCCAGGGAGGUCCCCAACCCGGCAUGUACCCACCACCUCCCCAAUAUGACAUGGGCAUGGCACAACCUACAAAUGCCCCCAGCGUACCCCGUGACAAACGAGAACGAAGUUGUACAAACACAAGUAACCCAGGUGGUGGUGAUGCAGCAGCCGCUGCCUAGAGACGUGUCCGGCCAGAUGACGUGUCCACACUGUCAGGUCCAGGUUCUGACAGAGACCACACACACCACUGCACUACUCACCUGGGUCAUCUGUGGAGCCCUCUGCUGCUUCAUGUGCUGGCCAUGCUGUUUGAUUCCGUUCUGUGUUGACUCCUGUAAGGACGUAGAACACCGCUGCCCCAACUGCAAGAGAGUGAUCCACAUCCACAAACGCAUGUGAACAGACCAAGAUGAGACGCCUGCCACAAAGUGAUCUACCUGCCAGAAAGUGAUCAUCUACUGUAUAUAUGAACAGCCACAGUCCACUGACAGUUCAGUGCGUAAUCUACAUCAGAAAUACAAUAGUCUACUGUCUCUCUGAAAUGACUGCAGCAGUAAAGCUUCCUCUACUGUCUCUGAAAUGACUACAGCAGGGCAGCUUCCUCUACUGUCUCUCUGAAAUGACUACAGCAGGGAAGCUUCCUCUACUGUCUCUCUGAAAUGACUACAGCAGGGCAGCUUCCUCUACUGUCUCUCUGAAAUGACUACAGCAGGGAAGCUUCCUCUACUGUCUCUCUGAAAUGACCACAGCAGGGCAGCUUCCUCUACUGUCUCUCUGAAAUGACUACAGCAGGGAAGCUUCCUCUACUGUCUCUCUGAAAUGACCACAGCAGGGCAGCUUCCUCUACUGUCUCUCUGAAAUGACUACAGCAGGGCAGCUUCCUCUACUGUCUCUCUGAAAUGACCACAGCAGGGCAGCUUCCUCUACUGUCUCUCUGAAAUGACUACAGCAGGGAAGCUUCCUCUACUGUCUCUCUGAAAUGACUACAGCAGGGCAGCUUCCUCUACUGUCUCUCUGAAAUGACUACAGCAGGGCAGCUUCCUCUACUGUCUCUCUGAAAUGACCACAGCAGGGAAGCUUCCUCUGCUGUCUCUCUGAAAUGACUACAGCAGGGCAGCUUCCUCUACUGUCUCUCUGAAAUGACUACAGCAGGGCAGCUUCCUCUCUGUCAAUGGGAAUGUGUGACAGGAUAUUCUUCACCAUAUGUGCCGGCUGCAAAGUAAAAAUGUACUAUAUCGUAAAAAUUCAUGAAACCAAAAAUUUGUUUUUUGGUCUUAAUUUAAGGUGAGGCAUUAGGGUUAGCAGUGUGGUUAUAUUGGAUGACUUUGUGGCUGUGCUACUGAUUGUAAUGACGUGUUUUAAUUAAAUGGAUUUAAACAGAA